AUGAGCAGGAUUUGCGGGGAAGAAGGAGCAGCAAGCAAGCAACAAGACUCAAAUCCAAUGCUUCGCAAUGGAGAGACCGGAGAUUGGAUUGGGACAUUUCAAGGCCACAAAGGUGCUGUUUGGAGCGCUUGUCUUGACACCAAUGCUCUGCGUGCUGCCUCUGGUUCCGCUGACUUUUCAGCAAAAAUAUGGGAUGCGCUGACAGGCGAUAUGCUCCACUCCUUCGAACACAAGCACAUUGUCCGUGCAUGUGCUUUUUCUGGGGAUACCCACAUGUUGCUUACUCGAGGUUUUGAGAAGAUUUUGCGCAUAUAUGAUUUGAACCGUCUGGAUGCAGCUCCAAGUGAAAUUGAGAAAUCACCUGGUUCUGUCAGAACUGUCACUUGGCUUCAUAGUGACCAAACUAUACCAAGUUCCUGCACGGAUAUGGGUGGUGUGAGGUUUGUCUGGAUGUACCAUUAA
This is a messenger RNA of Panicum hallii, 462 nucleotides long. Its product is annotated as serine-threonine kinase receptor-associated protein-like. Gene Ontology annotation, cellular component: SMN complex. Gene Ontology annotation, molecular function: RNA binding; protein binding. The record is from RefSeq and is a predicted model, not a curated record. Gene Ontology annotation, biological process: spliceosomal snRNP assembly. Lineage: Eukaryota; Viridiplantae; Streptophyta; Magnoliopsida; Poales; Poaceae. The transcript has 4 exons. Bases 1 to 462 code for a protein of 153 amino acids.